Messenger RNA from Alternaria conjuncta, 1071 nucleotides. RefSeq lists its product as uncharacterized. Lineage: Eukaryota; Fungi; Ascomycota; Dothideomycetes; Pleosporales; Pleosporaceae. The record is from RefSeq and is a predicted model, not a curated record. Bases 1 to 1071 code for a protein of 356 amino acids. The transcript is spliced from 7 exons.
AUGGGCUGGACCUACAACACUCCCGAUGAUAUCGCCAACGAGGGGCCGCAAAUUACCGCAAUCGCAAUCGUGUUCACAGCAGUGUCACUGUUGGUUCUGACCCUUCGUUUCUAUGUGCGCGGAUGCAUAACCAAAGCCAUUGGAGCCGAUGACUGGAUACUAGUUGUGACUUGGAUAGCAUCUUGUGGCUUCGCUGUCGUAACAAUCAUCCAAACCAAAUGGGGACUCGGACUCAAGCAUUUGAAGGAUAUGCCCGAUGAAAAUCUCUUCAACUUUGGACUUAUACAGUACAUGGGUGCACCAUUCUACAUCACCAGUAUACUGGGCUUCAAACUUAGUCUGCUGUUGACCUAUCUACGUAUCAUGCCAAAGGGCGCGUCGCGCAACGCUACCAUCACCGUAAUAGUCGCAUGCAUACUCUUUCACCUCUGCUUCCUGGUCGUGCAAACGAACCUCUGCCAGCCGGCUGCGAAACAAUGGGACCCUUCCAUCACCUGGGGCCAGUGCCUGCCAGCCGUGCCCUUCUACACCAGCAUGGCAUCUUUGACCAUCGUCUUCGACAUAGUAGUCAUGUUCCUACCCUUCCCCGUCCUCCUCAAGAGCCACAUCCAAAAGCGCAAGAAAGUCGCCCUGCUGUGCCUCCUGGCCCUAGGCACGUUCAUCACGAUCAUCCAGGUCCUACGCAUCCGAACUGUCCGAAACCUCGCCAACUAUCUCGACUCUAGCAGUCUCAUUAUGUGGUCGACUGUUGAGAACAACUUGGGUAUCAUCGUCGCGUCGGUACCGACACUGGCACCCCUCUUCAAGUCAUUCGUUGAGAAGACACAAAAGAGCUCAUAUGGGAACUCGGCAACAAGAUCAAAAUCUUUGUACGCCCUAAGGUCGAGACGCAGUACCAGGCAAGGUUCUAUCCCACUUGGGAGCGGUGUCCAUCAAGCGACGCAUGUGUCUGGGCCUUUUGAGAGAGAAAGCGAGGAAUUCAUAAUGAGCGAUGUCGCUGCUAUAACAAAGAGAACCGAGGUGACUGUUUCUUCUCGUGUUCGGGAAGAUUUGAGCGGGCCAAAUAAUUAG